Ruditapes philippinarum (Manila clam) is the source of this 4909-nucleotide messenger RNA. RefSeq names its product MAPK/MAK/MRK overlapping kinase-like. The record is from RefSeq and is a predicted model, not a curated record. Gene Ontology annotation, cellular component: cytoplasm; nucleus. Gene Ontology annotation, biological process: intracellular signal transduction; protein phosphorylation. The coding region runs from base 352 to 1815 and encodes 487 amino acids. The transcript is spliced from 12 exons. Gene Ontology annotation, molecular function: ATP binding; protein serine/threonine kinase activity. Lineage: Eukaryota; Metazoa; Mollusca; Bivalvia; Venerida; Veneridae.
UUCGAAUACCUAAACUACAUGGAUAUAUAAAAAUAAAUCCCGUUUUCUAGACUUAUUUAUUACUGAUUAAGUAAUAUUAUAAUCUUUAAUCUCAAUCAUAAAGAAGUUUAAGUAGGUUUAAACUAAAAUGCAUGUAUAUAUUUAGUAUCACGAAACACGGUUUUAAUUUAAUGGAUUUCAGUUAGUGGUUUAAUUAUGGAUUAAGGUGAUUGUACAAGUCGACAUUUUAGGAAACCAUUUAGAGAUAGAUAUGUUAACGGACACGUUCGUGUGUGAUUCUGAGAGUCUAUUAUGACAUGGAUGUAAUUCAAAAUGGGAUAAAUCAAAAGGCAGGCAGAUUUGUUAGGGAUUAUGGCAAAGUCUGAGAAAGGUUCGGAGAAAGAGAUAAGCGAGGAUAAAGAGAAUGCACCAACCCCGAAGGAAAAAAGACGUCGGGAUAUAUUAUACGGAAAGGGAGAAUAUCGUAUCCUUGGGAAGAAAGGUGAAGGCACCUUUUCAGAGGUGCUAAAAUGCCAAAACAUAAAAGAUGGCUCAUAUUGGGCCUGCAAAAAGAUGAAGCAGAAUUAUGACAGUUUGGAUCAAGUAAAUAAUUUACGAGAAAUUCAAGCUAUGAGGAGACUGGCAAACCAUGCCAACAUCCUUGAACUUGAGGAGGUCAUUUUUGACAAGAAAAGUGGUACUCUAGUCCUGAUAUGUGAGCUGAUGGAUAUGAAUAUUUAUGAGCUGAUAAGAGGAAAGCGCCACCUGUUGCCAGAGUAUAUGGUGAAGAAGUACAUGUAUCAGCUAUGUAAAUCUGUAGAUCACAUGCAUAGAAAUGGCAUUUUUCACAGGGAUGUUAAACCUGAAAAUAUCCUUAUAAAGGAGGAUUUGUUAAAGUUGGCAGAUUUUGGUUCAUGUCGCAGCAUUUAUUCUAAGCAGCCUUACACGGAGUAUAUAUCUACAAGAUGGUAUCGUGCACCGGAAUGUCUCCUCACUGACGGGUAUUACACUUAUAAGAUGGACAUGUGGAGUGUAGGCUGUGUGUUCUUUGAAAUUCUUAGCCUACAUCCAUUAUUUCCUGGUUCAAAUGAGGUUGAUCAGAUAGCCAAAAUACAUGAUAUCAUGGGAACGCCAGAACCCAAUGUUCUCAACAAAUUUAAAAAAUCUAGAGGAAUGAAUUUCAAUUUUCCGACAAAGAAAGGUUCGGGUAUUGAGAGAUUGUUACCACAUGCGGGUACAGAUUCUAUAGAUCUUAUUAACAAAUUGUGUACAUAUGACCCUGAUGAGCGUAUGACGGCUAAACAAGCUUUAAGACAUUCAUAUUUCAAGGAACUCAGGGACACUGAUAAGCGGCAGUUAGCUCUUAAAAAAGCUAACAUUCUUCAAGAUAAAGACGACAGUUCUAAUAUAGGGACAAAAUCUGAACCAGAAAAUAUUCCAUCUCCAAAAAUGGAGAAGAAGAAAGAUUCAGAACUUCAUAUAAUUGCAAGUUUGCCAAAACCUCAGUCUUUACCUGCACAUCAAUUGUUCAAAGAUAAACGAAAGGUAUAUCAGCGGCGAAGACGUUUAGGUGAACCACACAAUACAACAUACAAUAGUACACAUUCAAGUUUCUUCCCGAAGGUCCCGAUCCACGCUAGUACGAUCAACCCAUCGUAUCACUCCUCGUCAUUCCCCUCAACCUUUGCAUCACACAGUACAUCAAAUCAGCUCUCUCUACUUCCUAGCAUCAAUAGUACAUAUAAGUCACAUAAGAACCCUACUACAAAGACUAAGAACAUGUUUGGGCACUAUCAGUUGCCUUCUUUAGAUCGUCGUGGUGGGGCAGGAUUUUAACAUACACUUUCAAUUAGGAAUUUUAUAAAUUUGUGAAAAACUUACUAUAUUUACUAUACACAUGUGUGUGCUACAAAUGUUCAAAUUAAACCAUGAUGUUGCAUUUUUCUAUGUGUAAGAUGAUGUGUAAAUGGACAAUGUCAUAAUGUGUUAAGAUAUUUAAAAUAUCUACAGUGACAUUCGAUGUAUUACACUGAAAGUGUGUAUGAUUGAAUAUGCCUACCAUACCAGUUCAUGAAGAAACCCAACAUUAUUUUUAUGCCACCGCAGCAUCUGCGAUGCGGUGGCAUAUAGCGAUUCACCUGUGUGUGUGUGUGUGUGUUAGUGUGUGUGUUUGUGUGUGUGUUAUAUAGAUUAUAUAGUGAACUUAAAAAAUCUUCUUGUGAAAAACCACUAGUCCAAUUUCAACCAAACUUGGCAGGAUUGUUCCUUGGGUGAAGUGCUUCCAAAGUUGUUCAAAGAAUUUCAUUCCAUGCAGAAAUCUGGUUGCCAUGGCAACCAAAAGGAAUUAUAAGAAUAAAUUUAAAAAAUCUUCUUGUAAAGACCCAAAAGGCCUAGAGCUUAGAUAUUUUGCAUAAGGCAUUGUCUGGUAGACCUCUAACAAGAUUGUUCAAAUUAUAGCCCUGGGGUCAAAAAAUGGCCCCGCCCGGGGGUCAUUGAUUUUCACUACGUACAUAUAGUAAAAACUUAAAAUACCUUCUUGUAAAAACCCAAAAGGCCUAGAGCUUAGAUAUUUUGCAUAAGGCAUGAUCUGGUAGACCCUUACCAAGAUUGUUCAAAUUAUAGCCCUUGGGUCAAAAUCGGCCCCACCCGGGGUCAUUGAUUUUCACUAUAUGUACAUAUAGUAAAAACUUAAAACACCUUCUUGUAAAGACCCAAAAGGCCUAGAGCUUAUAUAUUUUGCACAAGGCAUUGUCUGGUAGACCUCUACCCAGAUUGUUCAAAUUAUAGCCCUGGGGUCAAAAUCGGCCCCGCCCCGGGGGUCAUUGGUUUUCCUUAUAUGUAUAUAGUAAAAACUUAUAAUAAAAACUUCAAAAAAAAUUCUUCUAGCAAUUGACAAAUGCUAGAGGUUAGAUAUUUUGCAUGAAACAUUGUGUAGUAAACCUCUAGCAAGAUUGUUCAAAUUAUAGCCCUGGGGUCAAAAUUGCCCCCGCCCUUGGGGGUCUUUUAUUUCAAUAUAUACAUAUAGUAAAAAAUAAAUAAAUCUUAUUGUCUGAAGGUACAAGGCUUGAAGCUUUAAUAUUUGUUAAAUAAUAUCAUCUAAAGGUACUCUACAAAAGUUAUUCAAAUUUUGCCUCUUGUGUCAAAAUUAGCCCCGCCCCGGGUGGCCAUAGGUUUUCCUUAUAUUAUGUAUAUAGUAAAAACUUAAAAAAUCAUCUUCUCUAAAUUUACAAAGGCUAGAGUUAAGAUAUUUUGCAUGAAACAUUGUGUAGUGAACCUCUUGCAAGAUUGUUCAAAUUAUAGCCCUGGGGUCAAAAUUGGUUCCGCCCCGGGGGUCAUUGAUUUUCAUUAUGUACAUAUAGUGAAAAAAUAAAAAAUAUUUUUGUCUGAAGGUACAAGGCAUAGAGCUUUGGUGUUUGAUAUAUAAUAUCAUUAAUAGGUCCUCUACCAAAGUUGUUCAAAAUUUUCCCCUGGUGUCAAAAUUGGCCCUGCCCGGGGGCAGUGAUUCUCAUUAUGUACACAUAGUAAAAACAGAAAAUAAAACAAAUGUUUUCUGAAUGGGAGAAAGCUAUAGCUUAGAUAUUUGACUUGAAAUGUUAUUUGGUGGACCUGUAUCAAAAUUGUUUUGAAUUAAACCCUUGGGCCCAAGGGGACAGUGACCUACUUUCUUGUCCUUUGAUGUACAGCAAUGACAUUUUGACCAUGUGCACAGUUUUAGUUGUAAAAUUGAACUUUGAUAUCAGGUGACCUAGAUUUUGAUGAUGUGACCUACUUUCUUGUCCUUUGAUGUACAGCUAUGAAAUUUGAACCAUGCGGUGGCAUAGCAUUUUUCUCAAAUGCAAUCUUGUUUAAAUAUAGUUUAAAUAUUUUGUUAAUUAGAAACAUGGCUGCUUUAGAUGGUAAAAUAGAUUUUUACCUUAUACAAUUUUGUAUUCAAGAGAGAUUUUUUUUUUCAUUUUAGAGAUUUAAGACUGUGAUAAAUUAGGAUUAUUUAAUUGUUUGUUUGACCACAUCUAGCUCAUUAAGGCAUGGCAUGUAUGAUUCAAAAUUUAUGUUAGAUUUUCCACUCACUUGUAACAGACAGCCACUUCGAUGAGCAUUGAUAUCAAAAUGGAAAUAAAAUGAGCCACGUCAUGACAAAACCAACAUAGUGCGUUUGCAACCAGCAUGGAUCCAGACCAGCCUGCGCAUCCGCGCAGUCUGAUCAGGAUCCAUGCUGUUCGCUAUCAGUUUCUCUACUUGUUAUAGGAUUUGUAAGCGAACAGCAUGGAUCCUGAUCAGGCUGGUCUAGAUCCAUGCUGGUGUCAAACCCAUUAUGUUGGUUUUGUCGUGAAGCGGCUCAUAUGUUAAACCUAGAAUGUUCUGACCACAUUAUUUGAGUUAAUGGGUUUAAAUUUGAGGGUCACAUCUUUUUCUAAAAGUAUCUUGGACAACAUUGUCAAAUGAUAUUCAUCCUCAACUACUAUUCUAUGUAAAUUAUAUUUUAAAGGUUUACAUAAAAUACUAAAUCCAGUGUCACUUGUUUAAUAACUGGCAGCUGUUAUACAACCAAAAUGCUGUUUCGAGUGCAAAUUAAAUUUAUAGCAAAUGUAUUUUGAUGUCAGAUAUAUUAAAAAAUUACCUCUAGUUCAAAAAUAAAUUGAUAAAUUUUGUAAAUGUUUUUACAUCCAGAUGUUAAUCAUACAUUACAUGCCUUAGAGCUACAUUGUUUAUUAUUGUAGUGCCAAAUUUGCUUUCCACAUUUUGCCUUAAGUUUAUGUUGUUUUAUCAACCAAAUAUUUCAGUUCUUCCAAUUUGAAAGGACAUUAUGCAAAAAAUGAAUAAUUUGAUUUUGUUUUGUUGCAACAAUUGAGUAUUUGAGCCGCAUCACGACGAAACCAACAUAGUGCGUUUGCAACCAGCAUGGAUCCAGACCAGUUAUCAGGAUCCAUGC